UGUACUAUGUCAAAGUUAAAGUACCAGAAAAGUAAAAACAUUAUAUCCUAUUUCCCAGAUCAUUAACCUUCCUGAUUAACCUCCAUAGCCGAAUUCUUGAAGAGAAACAAGCAGCAACAAAGUUUCUUCUAGUCUUUUUGGGGUUUCUUCCACAAUUAACGAGUUGGAUCAACCAGGUAAUCUGUCCUUAAACAAACAAACAAACAAACCAAGUAUGACCCCUGUUACAUCAAAGCAGUAUGCAGAUGAUGUAAGCCUGCUAAUGGUGUUAAUCGACACAAAUCCGUUGUUCUGGAGCUCAACUGCUGCCCCUUUAUCGUUCUCGAAGUUCCUAUCUCAAGUUCUUUCUUUCGUAAAUUCAAUACUUCUACUAAAUCAACUGAAUCAAGUUAUGGUGAUAGCGACUGGCUUAAACUCCUGUGAUUACAUUUACGAUUCUUCAUCGGGGCCCACAACCCCGAGAUUCGAUACCCUGUUGCAGAAAUUGGAGGAUUUUGUGGUUAAAGAUGAAGAGCUUAAUAAAGAUGACUCGGUUGACGGGAUCGGGUCAUCCUUGCUUUCUGGAUCUCUUUCAAUGGCGCUCUGUUAUAUACAACGCGUAUUUCGUUCUGGGUCACUUCAUCCACAACCUCGGAUUUUGUGUAUGCAUGGAUCACAAGAUGGAUCUGGACAAUACGUUGCCAUCAUGAAUUCAAUUUUCUCUGCUCAAAGAUCAAUGGUACCUAUAGAUUCUUGUGUUAUCGGAUCACAACAUUCGGCAUUUUUACAACAGGCUUCUUAUAUAACCGGAGGUGUAUAUCUGAAGCCACAACAGCCUGAUGGAUUGUUUCAGUAUCUAACGACGGUAUUUGCAACAGAUUUACAUUCCCGUAGCUACUUACAGCUCCCUAAGCCCGUGGGUGUAGAUUUCCGUGCUUCGUGUUUUUGUCACAAAAACACAAUCGACAUGGGAUACAUUUGCUCUGUUUGUCUGUCUAUUUUCUGUAAGCAUCACAAGAAAUGUUCGACUUGUGGGUCGGCUUUCGGUCAACCCCAAACAAACAUAUCGGCAUCGAAUCAGAAGACGAAAGCUCCUUAAAUCGUAUGUUACGAGUCGAAUCUUUAGUUUGAUAAUGCAGAGAUGGAUCCAAGGAUUCCAUCCGAACCGGCCCACGUCAAUUUUACAGCCAGUUUGCGAGUGAAACUUUGCCGCUGAGAAGGAAAUACCCGUUUGAUCCCCGUUCUCCAGCCCCAAGCGCUCCACCUCCCGAACCCCAGCUUUAGAUAAAUCUUUAUCCAGCAUAUUAAUAUCCCAGUUAUAUUGUUGUUUACUAGACUAUUUGAAUCCGCUUUUCCCCAAAUAAAAACUAUACGAAUUCCUUCCAAAGUGUUUAUAACCUUAGUCGGGGCUUUGAAAAUAGAGAGGUAGUAAGAAGGAAGGUUUCUGAGUACUGAUUUUGCAAGGGUAAUUCUUCCGCCCAUAGAGAGGAGUUUCGCCUUCCAACUUGAGAGUUUCUUAGUGAAUUUUCGGAUGACACUUCUCCAAGGUUUGACCCGUUUCAUAUUUUCCCAAUGGGAAGCCCGAGGAAAUUGAAAGGGAUCGAACCCGCUUUGCACCACAUCAUGUUUGACCCAUUUCUUCCACCGCACCUUCAUCACCCCCCCACUCCCAUAAGAGAGCUUUUUUUAAGGUUUACUUUCAGCCCCGUCACUAAUUGUAAGACCCACAUAAUUCUUUUAAGGUUUUGCACAUUCUUUCAGGACCACGACCCCAAGAAAAUUACAAAGGUGGGUAAGGGUAUACUCACAAUUUGGAAUGGAAAUGCCUUCAAACAAACUGAUUCUAGUGGCUCUCCUCAUGAAGACUUCAAGCACUUCCAAGACUAAGACAAAAAGGAACGAUGAAAGCGGAUCACCUUGGCAAAGACCCCUUUCCAAAGUGAAUUCUUUUGUCGGCGACCCGUUGAUGAUAACCAAAGCUUUGCUUGGUGUAAGACACAAAUCAAUCCACCCUCUCCAUCUCUUUGGGAAAGCCAUCAUCUUAAGAUUAUUAAGAAGUUACAAUUACCGAUUCCUAUGCUUUAUCGAAGUCUACUUUAAAAAGCAACAUUUCCUUUUUUUCUUCUUGGCCCAAGAAAUAACCUCAUUCAGGAUUAGGAGCCCAUCAAGGAUAUUCCUCUUAUCCACGAAGGCCGAUUGGGUUUGGGAGGAAACCGAGCCUAUGACCGCUUUUAGGCGGGUUGUGAGGGUUUUAGCGAUAACUUUAUACACAACUCCUAUCAAGGAGAUGGGUCUAAAGUCAACCAAAGUUUGAGGAUCGAGGAUCUUCGGAACUAUGUCGCACGGGAACGGGUAUGGGUACGGGAUUGGGGUACGAGGACGAUACGGGUACGGGGAACGACAAAAUUCAAAAUUUCAAGAUACCGGUACGGCAAAAAAAUACAAAAAAAAAUAUAUAUUUAACAAAGUUCAAAAUAGAUAUAUAUAUUGAUGUAAAUUGUAAACUCCUUUUUUCUCUAUUACAUAUAAAUCAAUUUUAAAUUCUA
Helianthus annuus (common sunflower) is the source of this 2525-nucleotide messenger RNA. Its product is annotated as general transcription and DNA repair factor IIH subunit TFB4. Gene Ontology annotation, cellular component: transcription factor TFIIH holo complex; transcription factor TFIIH core complex. The coding region runs from base 215 to 1078 and encodes 287 amino acids. Gene Ontology annotation, biological process: regulation of DNA-templated transcription; nucleotide-excision repair. The record is from RefSeq and is a predicted model, not a curated record. Lineage: Eukaryota; Viridiplantae; Streptophyta; Magnoliopsida; Asterales; Asteraceae. The transcript has 13 exons.